Molecule: messenger RNA, 2628 nt
Organism: Rangifer tarandus platyrhynchus (Svalbard reindeer)
Lineage: Eukaryota; Metazoa; Chordata; Mammalia; Artiodactyla; Cervidae
Source: the annotation of a GenBank genome assembly
AUGCACGACGCCUUCGAGCCGGUGCCGAUCCUAGAAAAGCUGCCUCUGCAGAUCGACUGUCUGGCUGCCUGGGAGGAAUGGCUGCUUGUUGGAACAAAACAAGGUCAUCUUCUUCUCUAUAGGAUUCGGAAAGACGUUGGUUGCAACAGGUUUGAAGUGACAUUAGAGAAAUCCAAUAAGAACUUCUCCAAAAAGAUUCAGCAGAUCCACGUGGUCUCCCAGUUUAAGAUUCUGGUCAGCUUGUUAGAAAAUAAUAUUUACGUCCAUGACCUGUUGACAUUUCAACAAAUCACUACGGUUUCCAAGGCAAAGGGAGCAUCGUUGUUCACAUGUGACCUCCAGCACACAGAGACUGGGGAGGAGGUGUUGCGGAUGUGUGUGGCUGUGAAAAAGAAGCUGCAGCUAUAUUUCUGGAAAGACAGGGAAUUUCAUGAAUUGCAGGGGGACUUUAGUGUACCAGAUGUGCCCAAGUCCAUGGCAUGGUGUGAAAAUUCUAUCUGUGUGGGCUUCAAGAGAGACUACUAUCUAAUAAGGGUGGAUGGAAAGGGGGCCAACAAAGAGCUCUUCCCAACAGGAAAACAGCUGGAGCCCUUAGUUGCACCUCUGGCGGAUGGAAAGGUGGCCGUGGGUCAGGAUGAUCUCACCGUGGUGCUCAAUGAGGAGGGGAUCUGCACACAGAAGUGUGCCCUGAACUGGACAGACAUCCCAGUGGCCAUGGAGCACCAGCCUCCCUACAUCAUUGCAGUGUUGCCUCGAUAUGUGGAAAUCCGAACAUUUGAGCCGAGGCUUCUGGUCCAGAGCAUUGAACUGCAAAGACCCCGUUUUAUUACCUCAGGCGGAUCAAACAUUAUCUAUGUGGCCAGCAAUCACUUUGUCUGGAGACUCAUUCCAGUCCCCAUGGCGACACAAAUCCAACAGCUUCUCCAGGACAAGCAGUUUGAAUUGGCUUUGCAGCUCGCAGAAAUGAAAGAUGAUUCCGACAGUGAAAAGCAGCAACAGAUCCAUCACAUCAAGAACUUGUAUGCCUUCAACCUCUUCUGCCAGAAGCGUUUCGAUGAGUCCAUGCAGGUCUUUGCUAAACUUGGCACAGAUCCUACCCAUGUGAUGGGCCUGUACCCGGAUCUGCUGCCCACAGACUACAGGAAGCAGCUGCAGUAUCCUAACCCACUGCCUGUGCUGUCUGGGGCUGAGCUGGAGAAGGCUCACUUAGCUCUGAUUGACUACCUGACCCAGAAACGAAGCCAGUUGGUAAAGAAGCUGAAUGACUCAGACCACCAGUCUAGCACCUCGCCUCUCGUGGAAGGGACCCCUACCAUCAAGUCCAAGAGGAAGCUGCUGCAGAUCAUUGACACCACCCUGCUCAAGUGCUACCUUCACACGAACGUGGCCCUCGUGGCCCCCUUGCUCCGUCUGGAGAACAAUCACUGCCACAUCGAAGAGAGCGAGCACGUGCUGAAGAAGGCUCACAAGUACAGCGAGCUGAUCAUCCUGUACGAGAAGAAGGGGCUCCACGAGAAAGCUCUGCAGGUGCUGGUGGACCAGUCCAAGAAAGCAAAUUCCCCUCUGAAAGGCCAUGAGCGGACAGUGCAGUACCUGCAACAUCUGGGCACAGAAAAUCUGCAUUUAAUUUUUUCCUACUCAGUGUGGGUGCUGAGAGACUUUCCAGAGGAUGGCCUGAAGAUAUUUACUGAGGACCUCCCAGAGGUGGAGGCUUUGCCACGAGACCGAGUGCUGGGCUUCUUAGUGGAGAAUUUUAAGGGUCUGGCUAUUCCUUACCUGGAACAUGUCAUCCACGUUUGGGAGGAGACCGGCUCUCGGUUCCACAACUGCCUGAUCCAGCUGUACUGCGAGAAGGUGCAAGGUCUGAUGAAGGAGUAUCUCCUGUCCUUCCCUGCAGGCAAAGCUCCAGUCCCUGCUGGUGAAGAGGAAGGAGAGCUGGGAGAAUACCGACGGAAGCUCCUUAUGUUCUUGGAAAUUUCCAGCUACUAUGACCCAGGCCGGCUCAUCUGUGAUUUUCCUUUUGAUGGCCUCUUGGAAGAACGUGCUCUCCUGCUGGGACGCAUGGGGAAACACGAACAAGCUCUCUUCAUCUACGUGCACAUCCUGAAAGACACAAGGAUGGCUGAAGAGUACUGCCACAAGCAUUAUGACCAAAACAAAGAUGGCAACAAAGAUGUGUAUCUGUCCCUGCUCCGGAUGUACCUGUCACCCCCCAGCGUGCACUGCCUGGGGCCGAUCAAGCUGGAACUGCUGGAGCCACAAGCCAACCUCCAAGCCGCCCUGCAGGUCCUGGAGCUACACCACAGCAAGCUGGACACCACCAAGGCCAUCAACCUGCUGCCCGCAAACACUCAGAUUAAUGACAUACGCAUCUUUCUGGAGAAGGUCUUAGAAGAGAAUGCCCAGAAGAAACGGUUCAACCAAGUGCUCAAGAACCUUCUCCAUGCAGAGUUCCUGAGGGUCCAGGAAGAGCGCAUUCUACACCAGCAGGUGAAGUGCAUCAUCACGGAGGAGAAGGUGUGCAUGGUGUGUAAGAAGAAGAUUGGGAACAGCGCAUUUGCAAGAUACCCCAAUGGGGUGGUCGUGCAUUACUUCUGCUCCAAAGAGGUCAACCCGGCUGACACCUGA